Messenger RNA from Lactuca virosa, 1749 nucleotides. Lineage: Eukaryota; Viridiplantae; Streptophyta; Magnoliopsida; Asterales; Asteraceae. The record is from the annotation of a GenBank genome assembly.
UAUCUCGGUCGUCCCCGUCUCCAGAUUUCGAGCUCUACCUAUCAACGCCUUUCUCCGGUAUUUUCAACUUCCUCCUUUCUCCGGUAUAUUCAACUUCCUCCCACCCUGACUUUCACCAUUAUUCGGCACGGGCUCCGUUUCUAUGAAAUCGCCUCUAUUUCCACCUAUGCGUAUUCUCAUUACCAGACAGUGAUCGGAAUAUCUGAUCCACCUUCACGCUAUCAAUACUUGGUUUACACACUCCCUCAAUAAUUCAAUCUCUCCCUUCCUUCUCUCUACAAACCCUAAGCCGCCGCCACGACCACCAACAUCGAUCACCACAUCCGCCACCACCAUCACCGCUGACCGCAGUAGCCCACCUCACUACCGCUGUCAAUAUGCUUCAUGAAUCAACAGACGAAGUGAUGCUCCGUUAGUUCAAGAAAGAGGUGAAAGAGCGGAUUAAUGUAAACAACUGCUUCAAUUCUAUUCUUACACAGAGAUUCUCUAGCUAUUUCUUUGUUUUUCUUCAUUAAUUGCUGAAAAAAACCCCGAAUUUGGGGUGGAUAGGAUGGGCGGCGAAAGCGGUGAUGAUGUUGUAACCGAAGGUUUACAAAACAUGCACAUCAAAUGUUUGAUGAUAUGCCUCAAAGAAACGAAGUCCAUGCAUAUCGGCUGUCUUUAUCUGAGGACACAAAGGCACUAAAUCAACUGAAUACUCUUAUCCAAGAAGGCAGGGAAAUGGUAUCAGUCCUCUGUGCAUACACGAGUUGUGUCAAAGCACUUCCUGAGAUUCUAUGAAGGAAAGCCAGGCUGAUUUGUAUCUAGAAACUUAUCAGGUAAUGGACUUGGAAAUGAGUCGCUUCGUGAGAUACAAAGAUGGCAAGCAUCACCUGCAGCUAAAGUAUGUGCCUUGACUCUAUCAUUUUCCAAUAUUGCCCCUUUUAUUCCACUGUAACUCAUCUUUUAUCAUUUUCCAAUAUUGCCCCUAUUAUUCCACCGUAACUCAUCUUUAGUCCAUGUUGAAAUUACUUAAUGUUUUGGUUCACUUGAUCAUCUAAAAAAAUGCAAAAGUCAGCAUACUUAAUGAUUUCUCUUGGUAUAAAAGGUGGUCUUUUUGGGAAUAGUAGCUCUGAGAUUCCUGCAAAUGAUUUGAAACAAUUGGAAACCUUUUUCUACAAGCUUAGUUUCUUCCUGCACAUACUAGACUAUUCAGUUACGAUUGCAACGUUGACAGAUCUUCGUUUCUUAUGGUUUAGAGAAUUUUAUUUGGAAUCUUCUCGUGUCAUUCAAGUGGCGAUUAUUCUUGGUGGACGAAAUUACUUUUGUGGUGACACAUGGAAGGUAACUAUAAGUAUGAUGGCAACUAUGAUGAAUUCCAUUCUACUCCGAUCAACAUUAGGAAAAUUAGGUGUUGAGGCACGUCUACAAUCAUCAUGUUGUAUGCCAGAAGUUUCUGAACCUUACAACAAACAAAGAUCAAUUCGACAUUUAGAAAAGGGUAUUGUUGUGAUGGUGGUAAAACUUGAGUUAGUGAAAACAGAAUCUGAAAGUUUAUCAUCACAGAAGGUCCACCUCCUACCAGGAAACUUGCAACUUUGUUGUAUAGACUAAAGAAGAACGCAUGUUGUUGCUAAAAUUAAGAGUUACUAGACUAAAACAACAAUGUAGUGAAAGCAGAAACUGUAAAAGUGUGCUUAACUCAACGAAUGAUAUUUUUUAUAUGUUUUAUUUGUUUUAUUGUCUUAUAUUUUUGCUUAUAUCAACUGC